CGAUCGAGUCGGACGUACGCGAUUAUAAUCGAAUAAAAAAAAAAUGACAAUCGAAUUAUAAAAUUAUUUUGUCUUUAAAAUAAACAGUUUAGUUACUUACUUAGUACUAGAGUUUAGUACUUAGUGUAACGGAAUUGUUAUCAUUAUUAUAUUUGUUUUUGUAAGUGAACGUUGAUCGUCUUCACGAUGAGGUUGUUUCUACUACUGGUGGGAUUGACGACGGUAAUCGCGGAUGACCUACCGCCGACUUGCAUCAGACCAGUUUACUGCAACAGUACGCUGCUUCAUUACGUUCAAAUGGCCAGACUCUACCCCGAUUCUAAAACUUUCGUCGAUUUUCAAAUGCGUAAAGACGAGAACGCAACACUGUCCGCCUUCCAAGAGCUGUUGGACCGCACGAAUCAUAAUCCAACGAAAGAAGACCUGCAGGAAUUUGUCGUUGACUUUUUUGAUGAAACCAGCGAACUUGAAGAAUGGAAACCGGAUGACCAUAAAGAAAACCCGCCUUUCCUCGCCAAAAUUCGUGAUGAAGGUUUCCGGGAAUUCGCUAAAGCUUUAAAUGAUAUUUGGCCAACUUUAGCCAGACGCGUUAAGCCCUCGGUCCUUGAAAAACCCGAACAAUCGAGUCUCGUGCCUAUGACACAUGGCUUCAUCGUUCCUGGAGGUCGAUUUAAAGAAAUCUACUAUUGGGACGCAUAUUGGAUUAUCGAAGGUCUUCUAAUCACUGACAUGACCGAAACUGCAAAAGGAAUGAUCGAAAACCUAAUCGAGCUUCUGUAUAAAUUUGGCCACAUUCCCAAUGGAAGCAGAUGGUAUUACCAAGAACGUAGCCAGCCUCCUUUAUUGGCGGCCAUGAUAAAGCUUUAUUACGAAAAGACUAAGGACAUCGAAUUCAUCAGAAAGUAUAUUAGUGCUUUAGAAAAGGAAUUAGAAUAUUGGCUGGACACUCAUCUUAUCGCUUUCAACAAGAACGACAGAGUUUACACUCUCCUGAGGUAUUAUAUUCCAAGCGCUGGUCCUCGACCGGAGUCCUAUUACGAAGAUUACGAAUUGGCUCAGAAAUUAAACAAGACUACUGAUCCUAAUGAUAUUUACGCCGAUUUAAAAAGCGCCGCUGAGAGCGGGUGGGACUUUUCUACGCGCUGGUUUAUUUCAGAAAGCGGCGACAACAGUGGUAAUCUAACCAAUUUAAACACAAAGAACGUUAUCCCCGUAGACUUGAAUGCUAUUUUCGCCGGAGCGUUACAGAUUACGGCGAACUUCCAAGCUAUAUUAAAGAAUCCUCGGAGAGCGGCUCACUGGGGCUACAUGGCCGAACAAUGGAGAAGUUCUAUAGAGCAAGCGUUAUGGGAUGAAGAAGACGGAGUCUGGCACGACUACGACAUAUUGAAUAAUAAGCCACGUAGAUAUUUUUACACUAGCAACCUAGCUCCCCUGUGGAUGAACGCAGUCGAAAAACCAUUUCUAGCUAAGCAUGGCGCUAGAGUCCUGGAGUACCUUCACGAAUCGCAAGCGCUCGAGUACCCCGGAGGUGUCCCGGUGUCUCUAGUCAACAGUGGAGAACAAUGGGACUUCCCUAACGCUUGGCCUCCAGAAGUCAGCAUUGUCGUUACGGCUAUCCAAAACAUUGGUUCCGAGGAGAGUAGUAAAUUGGCAAAAGAACUCGCCCAGGUCUGGGUGAGAGCUUGUAAAUCAGGAUUUACCGAAAAGAAACAGAUGUUUGAGAAGUACGAUGCGUUGAACGCUGGUAAAUACGGCGGCGGCGGUGAAUACACGGUUCAAGAUGGAUUCGGAUGGUCGAACGGCGUUGUCCUGGAGUUCUUAGAUAGGUACGGAGCUGUACUGACUUCGGUGGACUCUGUAGAUGCUAGUGCAAAUAACGGUCAGUCAAACGAAGAAUCUGAGACGGAUUCUAAGGAAAAAUAAAUCGUGGCCGAUGUGAAUGACAUUUAAUGAUAUUUAAGAACAAAGAGUUUUAAAGCUAAUAAUUCAUUAAUAAUAAUUCAUUCUAAGCAAAACAAGAUUUCACAACUUGUUUAAUAAUGUUUAUUUUCGUCCGUAUUUUUCCUCAAUCUCAAUCCGGUGCUAAAAUAUUAGAAGGUUUUAUAAUUGACUGACUCAAUGGUGUAGUAGUUAGCGGCCCUGACUAUCGCGCUGAGGGUCGUGGGUUCGAUUCCCACAUCAAGCCAACAUUGUGUGAUGAACAGGUUUGUUUGCUCUUUGUCUGGCAGUUUAUUAUCUAUAUAUGUAUAUAUUUAAUUUUAUAUAAGUAUGUUUAUCAGUAUCUGGUACCCGUUAAGCUGCUUUCAGACUACGCUAUACUUUAGUACCAUAUAGUAUAGCAGCCUAUAGUUAGGCAAUAAUUUAAAAUACAGUACAGUGUGAGUCUGUCCAUAAGAAUGCAUUGUGUGGGAUAUUGUUGUGCUAUGAGAGAUAUACUAUAUAUGCUAUUAUAUUAUAGCAUAGUCUGAAAGCGGCUUAACACAGGGAAUCCUAAAUAGGAGCCGGACGACCGUGCCGGAUUUGUUCCCAGUUACCUAUGUAUAUGAAUAUUUUAUUUAAUAUAUAUAGUUGAGUUCACAAAAGCAUUUACGUGAAAAAAAUGGUGAUAAUCCCCUUUAUUAAUUUACUGCUGGAAUCAUUCUGAAAUAAUAUUAAUUCAAAUUCAGGUGGACGCGAUUAAUUGUGUACUCCCAAAAAUGCAUUGUAUUAUUCCUAUAAUAUAAAUGAAGCCACGGCUUUUUAACGCAACUAAAAGAGUCUACCGAUUAGCGUCUACGUCAAACGAAAAGAACCAUUUAGACUUAGUUUUGGGAACAACAGAGAGACUUUUCAAUUUAUUCAUCUGUGAACAGAUAAUUAAUUUACAAUUUAGCAUUUAAGGAUAUUUUGUUACUGUAUUUUAAAUACGGUUCUUCUUGAUUAAAUUAAGAAAAUACCUCACAUAGUGGGGGGGCUGAUUAUCUUAAUUAACCUAAGUACAAUUUUAGCUUAAGUGUCUGUUAUUGAAGGUUCCAAAAUUAAAUAAGAAUGUUGUUAAAAUUACCUAACUGCCAUAUUAUUUCGGUUUGAUUCAAAUAAACUAUGUAACUUGACUGUUUU
Molecule: messenger RNA, 3102 nt
Organism: Bombyx mori (domestic silkworm)
Lineage: Eukaryota; Metazoa; Arthropoda; Insecta; Lepidoptera; Bombycidae
Product: trehalase
Biological process (GO): trehalose catabolic process
Molecular function (GO): alpha,alpha-trehalase activity
Source: RefSeq, marked provisional